GCCUCUCGGGCCACCGCUCCGCCGUGCGCUUCGUGGCGCUCAGCGACACGCACGGCUACCACCGGGCGGUGGACCUGCCCGACGGCGAGGUGCUCCUCUUCCUCGGGGACGCCGUGGGCAACUACGGCCGGCACAGCGACCUGAGGGGGGGCCUGAGCGCGUUCUUCGACUGGCUCGCGGCACAGAGCAAGCGCUUCGCGCAGGUGUUCUUCAUCGCCGGGAACCACGAGAC
Prorocentrum cordatum is the source of this 232-nucleotide messenger RNA. The record is from the annotation of a GenBank genome assembly. NCBI's taxonomy places the organism in Eukaryota, Dinophyceae, Prorocentrales, Prorocentraceae.